Messenger RNA from Haliaeetus leucocephalus (bald eagle), 2301 nucleotides. It is a transcript of the gene ARL4A, whose product is annotated as ADP-ribosylation factor-like 4A. The transcript has a single exon. Gene Ontology annotation, molecular function: GTPase activity; GTP binding. Gene Ontology annotation, cellular component: cytoplasm. Lineage: Eukaryota; Metazoa; Chordata; Aves; Accipitriformes; Accipitridae. The record is from RefSeq and is a predicted model, not a curated record. Bases 120 to 722 code for a protein of 200 amino acids. Gene Ontology annotation, biological process: intracellular protein transport; vesicle-mediated transport.
CAGCUGUGGGCUAAGGCCGCUUGUGUCGUUGGCAGGAUCCGAGCCUAGCGCGGCGGCGAGCGUAGCCGUGGGAGCCGGCCUCUGCUCGUGGCAGCCCGCUGUCACCUUCUCUUCUGGCAAUGGGGAAUGGACUCUCGGACCAGACGCCGAUCCUCUCCAGUCUGCCCUCUUUCCAGAGUUUUCACAUUGUCAUCUUGGGACUGGAUUCCGCUGGAAAGACGACCGUGCUCUACAGACUGCAGUUCAAUGAGUUUGUCAACACUGUCCCCACCAAAGGAUUUAAUACGGAGAAAAUCAAAGUGACGCUGGGCAACUCGAAAACGGUCACUUUCCACUUCUGGGAUGUAGGUGGCCAGGAGAAGCUGAGGCCGCUGUGGAAGUCGUACACAAGGUGCACCGAUGGCAUUGUGUUUGUGGUGGACUCUGUCGAUGUUGAGAGAAUGGAGGAGGCCAAAACAGAACUUCAUAAGAUUACUAGGAUAUCGGAAAAUCAAGGAGUGCCUGUCCUUAUCAUUGCUAACAAGCAGGACUUGAGGAACUCUCUCUCCCUUUCUGAAAUUGAGAAAAUGUUAGCGAUGAGUGAGCUGAGUUCUUCAACUCCCUGGCAUUUGCAGCCUACCUGUGCAAUCAUUGGAGAUGGACUCAAAGAGGGACUGGAGAAACUACAUGAUAUGAUAAUUAAGCGAAGGAAAAUGCUGAGGCAGCAGAAAAAGAAGAGAUGAGUUCUAUUUUGACCUUUCUAUUUUAGAGUAGUUACAUGGUCAAAAUUUGACAUAAGACGGCUUCCAAACCCAGGCCUGCUGGUUUGGAUGCCGUUACGCUUAGUUACGUUAAACAAUCAGUUGCACAACCUUGCCGUGUGGAAGGCUGUGCAGUUAUGGAACUUUUUUUUUUUUAAUUAGUCUCUUCUGAGUUUUAUGGCUCUGCAUUAUUUCAGAAGCCCUAAUAGAUGAUGUAAUACUAUCAGGAAAUGGAUGGGUGGGUAUAUGUGACAUGGAUGUCUAAAUAGCCAAAUAAAAUGAGGGUUUUCUGCUUAGUGUUGUAUUCAUAUGUUUGAGGGUGCCCUCUACAAGCAAUUUGCAUUGAAGGUGUUCUGUGUUUCCGAACUUUAAUGCUCGUAAGUGGAGUGUUUAGGUGAACAUUAUACAGCUUUAAAAACAUGUAUGAAGCUAGUAACCCAUUAUUUCGAGAGGCUGUUUUUUACCUUGUUUGGGGAUUUCUAUGAAAGCUUGGCUACAUGUGUAGUUUUUUUAAUUUGGCACUUUCUGAAACUGAAUUGUUCAGUUCAAAUACUUGAAAUCUAAGUGCUGUGGAUUCUUCAACUGAUAAAAGAAAGACUUUUUGAUGAGUAAGAAAUGUAAACAACACACUGGAGCAUGAAAAAGUGGUUUCCCAACAUAUAGCAUGUUUUUGGUAUGUAAGGUUUUUUUAUUUUUUAGAAGUAGCCAUUCAUCAUUAUACAGUGCUAAUCAGGUUUAAACUGUUACUCAAAAUUAGUAAUUUAUUUCUGAAUUAUGAGUAUUAUGUCCUCCUACUAUCAAGUUACAAGUAAAUUAAUUGCAGUAAAGGAGCUACAGAGAACAACUCUGGCUGUUGUGGUUCUAUCCACUGCAGCAUUCUUCACUCCACUGGUGACUUUUCUGGCAAUAAAACAAAAUUAUAAUGAAGUAAAGAUGGAGUUAAAAUUAGCAGAGCACAUCUUGUAUCUCCCCAAAAUACCCCAUUUUAUUAAAGUGGUGUUGCUAUGUCACUUUCAAUGUAUGCUUUUUUCAUUGUGACUCUUAAAGUAUUUUGUGGUUAGGAAUGUAAUAAUGCUUUAUACACAAACAUUUGACACUACCGGGGGUGGGGGGAGUGGGGAGGUGGGGAGCGGGGGAAGAAGAUUUUCAAGAUUGGCCUGUGUUCUGCUUUAAUUAUGCUUUAAGCUGUUCUUGUUUACAGAGAGUGCAAACAGUGUUAACUGGGCUGGAUAGUGCUUGACGGAAAAGGGAGGGUAGAUUUUCUUACUGGUACAGAGCUUCAAGUGACUCUUUAGAUACUUGGCUAGCAAUUAAAAGGGCUAAAACAGAGCCUGGAUUUUUAAGACUAACUUUAGUGGUGCUGUAAAAACUCAUCAGAAUGUUAGAUUCUCUUUAAACUUUUGUUGGAGAUACCAGAUUUAAAAAAAAAAAAAAAAAAGGCAAAAUCUAUUUCCUCCUUUUACUCAACCAGCAAAGUAAUACAUUUUUCUUACCUGCUGCCAUGUAUCAGGAGGAUGACAGCUACAAACCUGAAUGUCAAUCAAUGUAACUUAGAUACGUU